Sesamum indicum (sesame) is the source of this 2481-nucleotide messenger RNA. RefSeq names its product serine/threonine protein phosphatase 2A 57 kDa regulatory subunit B' beta isoform. Lineage: Eukaryota; Viridiplantae; Streptophyta; Magnoliopsida; Lamiales; Pedaliaceae. Gene Ontology annotation, cellular component: protein phosphatase type 2A complex. Gene Ontology annotation, biological process: signal transduction. Gene Ontology annotation, molecular function: protein phosphatase regulator activity. The record is from RefSeq and is a predicted model, not a curated record.
AGACUUAGACCAGUGUACUACUGUCGUCUGCUAUUCUAAUCUCCCAGUCCCAGUCCCAGUCCCAGGACCUGAAAAGACAAGGAAAAGAAAAAGAAAAAGAAGCCCUAAUCCUCCUCCCUCGCCCUCACUUUCUCGUCGACUCGGCGCUCUCAACUCACCAUAUACACCACUUCUUCUCCAUCUCUACUCCCUCACCCGUUGCUUCCACUCCCUGAUUUCCCCACUCUAACUAAGCUUGAGUUCACAGCCUACCCGAUUCCAGCUGGGUUCGCCGGAGCUCUGGUCAACUCCGGCGGAUUUGUACUAUAUAUGUCUGAUUCAUGCUUCUGAUUUUCCGGAUUUUCGGUUGACGUCCCUUUUCAGUUUUAACGUUGGAGUCCUCAAAGUUGUCUAUCGGCUGCUUUCAUUGGAACUGUGUUGGGAGCUAAUGGAAGAGCAGGUAAAAUCAGAAUUGAGGGCAACUGGGCGAUUAGAGUAGUGUGUUGGUGUUUUUGCUGUUCUGUAUUUUGAGGUUUCUUUUUCUUUUUUGGGCGAGAACAACAAUGUUAAACAAGAUAAUGAAAAGAGGGCAGCGAAAGCCCUCCAAAUCUGAAGCAAUUGAGCCUCCAGUGCACACUACAUCAGCCCCCAAUGUGACUGUCAAUCAUGCAUCAAGGUUGGCUGUUGCGACACCACAACCUGUGACUCUUGCAACUGUCCAACAAAACCAUGGGACAGUUGAGGUCUUGCCGAUGUUGAGGGAUGUCCCAAUGUCUGAACGGCAUAAUGUAUUCAUCAGGAAACUUCAAAUCUGUUGUUUUCUUUUUGAUUUCUCUGAUACAAUGAAGUCCAUACGUGAGAAGGAGAUCAAGAGGCAAACCCUAGCAGAGCUUGUUGACUUGGUCCAGUCAGGCUCAUUUAAAAUGAAUGAGAUAAUGCAGGAGGAGUUGAUCAAGAUGAUAUCUGUGAAUAUUUUUCGGUGCUUGCCACCUGCAUCACAUGAGAAUACUGGUUCGGAGGGUGGAGAGCUUGAGGAAGAUGAGAUGUUCAUGGACCCGGCCUGGCCUCACUUGCAGCUUGUAUAUGAUAUACUUCUAAAAUAUGUGGUGUCAUCAGAGACGGACACCAAAAUUGCAAAGAGAUAUCUCGAUCACUCAUUUGUACUGAAAUUGCUUGAUUUGUUUGAUUCUGAGGACAUGAGAGAGCGGGAGUAUCUGAAGACAAUUCUUCAUCGGAUAUAUGGAAGAUUUAUGGUUCAUCGACCCUUUAUAAGGAAUGCAAUAAAUAACAUCUUUUAUCGGUUUAUAUUUGAGACAGAGAGGUAUAAUGGAAUCGCUGAGCUAUUGGAGAUUCUUGGAAGUAUAAUAAAUGGGUUUGCACUUCCAAUGAAAGAAGAGCACAAAUUGUUUCUUGUACGAGCACUUAUUCCACUGCACAAGCCUAAAUGUGUCUCAUCAUACCAUCAGCAGUUGUCCUAUUGUAUAACACAGUUCGUUGAGAAAGAUUACAGGUUGGCAGAUACUGUCAUUAGGGGGGUGCUGAAGUAUUGGCCUGUUACAAACUGCGGGAAGGAGGUCCUCUUCCUCGGAGAACUGGAAGAGGUUUUGGAGGUUACACAGUCUGCAGAGUUUCAGCGCUGCAUGGUUCCUCUAUUCAGACAAAUUGGACGAAGCCUCAACAGUCCACAUUUCCAGGUAGCUGAGCGGGCUCUCUUCUGGUGGAACAAUGAGCACAUAGUAGGCCUGAUUGCAGAUAAUCGACGUGUUAUUUUACCAAUCAUAUUUGAUGCACUAGAAAAAAAUAUAAGAGGUCACUGGAACCAAGCAAUUGUUGGUUUGAGCUCCAAUGUCCGAAGAAUGUUCCUGGAUAUGGACAGUGAGCUGUUUGAAGAAUGUCAGAGACAACAUGAGGAAAGGGAAGCAAAGGCUGGAGAAGUAGAAGAGCAACGUGAGUUAACUUGGAAGAAACUGGAGGAGGUUGCUUCUCAGGGUACUGGUGAAGACAACAUGGUUAUUGUUUAGUGAUUUUGAAGUGGAUAUUAAGAACAUAUAACUGAUAGGGACGUAACUUUUGGAGUCGGCAAAACUCUAAAGAUCAUCCCAAGGUAAAACGCAUGAAGACUUUUUGCUAUCUUCCUCUUUGGCUGCUUGGUUAUAACCCCUAAAGAAACAGAAACAACUUUCGGAAAAGCAAAUUAAGUCGAAGCAGAGGAAGAGGCCGCGAAAAGGGAGGUAAUAGUACUGUUAAAAUUUUUGUUUCACGCUAUGCCUUUCUUUUGUGGUUCUAUACUAUUUUCCAUCAUUUCAUUAAGAUCUUUCAUCGUAAGAAGUGAUGCACCUGUUGUUGUAAUCUCUCAUUAUUUUAUGGUUGAAAGUUUUUGGAAGGUUUCCCCGUUUUUCACAAAACAAAGGAAGUUAGGCGGAAAAAACCAAGCAUUGUGUUUAUUGAUCAAGAUUGUUCUUGGUGCUUUGUGAAUAUUCAUUCUAUUUGUUCCCUUUCUUA